GCAGAAAGAUAUCCCACACGUUAGGAUGGCGACGGUGCAGCUUCCGGUGUCCGUGACGGCAUCAUCCGCGACAGACAAUAACGGUCCAGCAGUCGCAGCAGUAACGACGACAGAAGGAGGUGGUGUCUUACCAAAGGCGAAGAAUCGUCCCAAUGCGUCCAAGUUUACCCAACAAACUCUGCCGGUGUGGACGCCCAUUUUGACGCUGCGGUGGUCGGUGGCAGUGUUGUUGCUUGGCACCAUCGUGUGCUUGACACUUGGAGGUCUUGUGCUACAACGCUCAAGGAACAUGAGUGUGUACCGUGUGGUAUAUGACGGUCCGUCGUCCGCUACGGCCGUGGUCGAGUCCGAGCAGUCAGGCGGCACAGUGGUGCACGUGAGCAAGUGCCACCUGGCGUCGCCACACGAUGCCAACUCGUUCUCAGGCUCCAAGACGUGCUUUGUAACGAUCACACUGCAGCGGGACAUCGCAGGCGAUACCCUCGUGUUUUAUGAGCUGAGUCCAUUCUACCAGAACCAUCGACGAUACAUGACUUCGCAGCUCCCACAGCAGUACAUGGGCGGAUGGCAAGCUGGAGACACGACCACAGCGUGCGACCCAGUGCUGACGUCCCCCGAUUCGUUGCUGUGCAACGGAACCGUGUGUUAUGGAGCCAACGUUUCGCGGCAGCAUUACCCGUGCGGGUUGGUGGCCAACACAAUGUUCAACGACAUCUUUUGGCUACACAAUGGAACGCUUCCGUCAGGCCAACAGCUCUACCCCACCGACUUGCUCCACACGGGCAUUGCACGCACGUUCCAAUCGUACAACUUUGCAAACCCUUCGGGGGGACUUGACCUGGAUUCGUUCCUCCCCAUUUGGCACAACCCCAACUACAGCCGCAUCAUUCCGCCUCCGGGAACGUCCUUGCCUCCUCAGAUUACGUCCGACUACACCAACAGUACGGCGUGGACGACUUUGGCGCCUGGCACGGGGGUCGAAAACGAAUUCUUCCGUGUGUGGGUCAACCUCGCAGCGGGCAAUGUCGUGCGCAAACCGUAUGGCCGCAUUGGCGUGCGUGACCUUCCCGCCGGCACCACGCUCACGUUUGCUGUCCAAUCCAACUUUUUCACCGAUGGCACGAAAGCGAUUGUGGUGGGGGAAAUAGCCUGGUUUGGCAGCGAAAACGUGGCGCUGGGGGUGGUGUUUCUCGUCGUGGGCAGCUUGUGCUUGGUCGCGACGGUGGUGUUUGCGUACAAAGCCAUCCGCAACCCCCGACGACUCGGCGACGUCACCACGCUCAAGUGGAAGUUGCACUAACACACAGUGUGCUUUGACUACUGAUACACUGUAAGAACAGUGUCGCAGCUCAUAACUUGGUGUCGAGCAAAUAAUGAAACAUUCCAUGAGUUGGGGGGUAGUGAUGCCGCCUUUUCAACGUGGGUUCAAGGGCGACUUUACUAUUGAC
This is a messenger RNA of Aphanomyces astaci, 1448 nucleotides long. RefSeq lists its product as hypothetical. The coding region runs from base 26 to 1300 and encodes 424 amino acids. Lineage: Eukaryota; Oomycota; Saprolegniomycetes; Saprolegniales; Verrucalvaceae. The record is from RefSeq and is a predicted model, not a curated record. Gene Ontology annotation, cellular component: endoplasmic reticulum; Golgi apparatus; plasma membrane. The transcript is spliced from 5 exons.